AUGAGCUUAUCUGGGCAUACUCUGAGUCAUCUGUUUGCUGUUGAUGAAUAUGUUCGACUGCCUGUCUUCCCCAAGUUGACAUGUCUGACUAUUGAAAUGGGAGGCAGUAGCUGGGUUUUGCAUUCCUUGCUCAGCUCCGUCCCAAACUUACAGUCUCUUGUCAUUGACCUGAAUCGCACUGCAAGAAUGAUGUGGGAGAGUCUAGAAGGUGCUUGCACGCCUCAGUGUUUGUUAUCGAGCCUGGAGGAGAUCGAGGUCAAGCAACUUGUAGGGUUUAACGACGAGAAGCGAAUCAUAGCGUACUUUCUCAAGGCUGGAGCGGUCCUGAAGAAGGUGAAUAUGCACGUACAUCACGCAUUUCAUCAGAUAACGAGCCGCAAAGAUCUUGUGUCGCUGCUAAAACCUUCAAGAGGAUCGCGUGCCUGUGAAGCUUGUCUCUUCUUCCCGAAUGGCGAGCGUGUGUACAGCGAUAGCGAUGAUGAUCAGAGCAACACCGACGACGACAUAGAUGAUGACUCUAGUGGCAGUGACGAUGAGACCGACAGCAGCGCAGUGAGGAGAGGAUUCUCUUUGAUUUGGGCAAAGGAAAGGAAGCUCUGAUAACAUGAUGAAACUGCAUUUUGAUUUCCAUUAGUUCACUAGGCUGAAGAUCCUUAUGUGUUAUAUUUCUGAUCAGAUCAGUGAUCAUCAUGUAAGAACCAAAUCAGUUGUUCAAAUUUAGGUAUCUACUGCUGCAUCUUAGGGGCCAUCAGUAUUUGGGAAUUGCUGAAGUGAGGAUACUGCCAGAGAUGAAUGGGCCAUGUUGAUGCUACAGUGGUUGGCCCAGUGGGCCACUAUGAUAAGGCG
This is a messenger RNA of Linum tenue, 846 nucleotides long. Lineage: Eukaryota; Viridiplantae; Streptophyta; Magnoliopsida; Malpighiales; Linaceae. The record is from the annotation of a GenBank genome assembly.